AGGAGAGAAACCCAGUCCCCCCGACCACGCGGAACAACAAAAACCCUAGCCCACCGCGCCUCCACUCCCCCCAACCAUGAACUAGCUCGCCUCCCAAAAGCUCCCGUCUUUUGGGAUCGAUCCCCAGGGCGAUCGAUCCGAAUAAGCACUCGAUUAGAACUGUUUAGCCACCCAAUUUGAUUUAAUUCCCAUAAGUUCUCGCCACAUUUCGGCCUGAUUACUUUUUUAAUUCGAUCGAUCCCACCCCGAUCCCCAUAACCAUAAGCAGCAGCACGGCAGCAGCAGCAGCAGCAAGUAAAUAUCACAGGAGACAAAAGCUCAGGCCCCGGCUGCAGAUGGACGUAGAGACGGUGCAGGCGAGUCCUGCGCUCGCGGCUCAUCUGCAGACCUCGCCGAAGCCACAGGUGAGCAAGUACUACUUCAAGAAGAAGACCAGUAGUAGCCAUAGCAGAAAUGGCAAGGAUGAUGCCAACCACGACUCCAGGAUCCAACCCAGAUCGCCCCUGAGCAGACAGAGCCUGACCUUCGACGCCACCCCCACCUACCACGCUGGAGCCUUCUACGAGAUCGACCAUGACAAAUUGCCCCCCAAAUCCCCAAUCCAUCUGAAAUCCAUACGGGUGGUAAAGGUGAGCGAGUGCACGAACCUGGACAUCACCGUGAAAUUCCCGUCCCUUCAGGCGCUGCGCAGCUUCUUCUCCUCCUGCCCGGCACCCGGCACCGGGCCGGAGUUAGACGAGCGCUUCGUCAUGAGCAGCAACCACGCCGCGCGCAUCUUGCGCCGCCGGGUGGCCGAGGAGGAGCUCGAGGGCGAGGUGCAGCAGGACAGCUUCUGGCUCAUCAAGCCCCAGCUUUACGACUUUGCCACACCUCAGCAGGUGCUGCCACAGACAUCACGCCUGCCGCUGCCACCCGCUCCACCUGCGGCUACGCUGGGGCCAGCAGCCGACUCCUGCCUACUCACCACAUUGAAGUGCGAUGGCGCUGGGUGGGGUAUGAGGCGCCGUGUCAGGUACAUUGGACGGCAUCGUGAUGAAGCUCCCAAGGAGGCUAGUGUUGAUGGCUAUGACACAGAAUCCAGCGUCAGGGAGGUGCAGCAGCCUCCUGCGACACAGGAAGUUAAAAGGAGUGAAAGAAACUGUAAGAGGAAGCGGGAGGCAGAAGGGAGCAGCAAGGACAAUAACGGAAACGAUGGCAAGAAGAAUAACAAGGUUCAGGGCGGCAGCAAGAAGAGCAAGAAGAGUUCGAAGAAGGGGAAGAAGCGGACCGUGGAGUCCAAGGACGGUGACCCUCGGCACGGCAAGGACCGGUGGUCAGCCGAGCGUUACGCCGCAGCAGAGAAGAGCCUGCUCGACAUCAUGCGCUCCCGCAAUGCCCGCUUUGGCGCACCGGUGAUGCGGCAGGUGCUGCGGGAGGAAGCCCGCAAGCACAUCGGUGACACUGGCCUCCUUGACCACUUGCUCAAGCACAUGGCUGGCCGGGUGCCGGAUGGCAGCGUUCACCGGUUCCGUCGCCGUCACAAUGCGGAUGGUGCCAUGGAGUACUGGCUUGAGCCGGCCGAGCUUGCUGAGGUACGGCGACAGGCCGGUGUGUCUGAUCCAUACUGGGUGCCACCACCGGGAUGGAAGCCAGGUGAUGAUGUGUCCCUUGUCGCCGGCGACCUUCUAGUCAAGAGGCAGGUUGAGGAGCUCACCGAGGAGGUCAAUGGUGUAAAAAGGCAAAUGGAGCAGUUACUGUGCAAGGACAAUGGGGACUUUGAUGCAGAAAGAGCCUACAAUUCAUUGAAGGAGAAGUACCAGCGUGCUGUGAGGGCUAAUGAAAAGCUUGAGAAGCAGGUGAUUUGCUUAAAGGACAUGUGUGAGAAUUUGGUUCAGAUGAAUGGUGAGCUGAAGAAGGAGGUGUUAUCCUUCAAGGAGCAUAUAGCUGACAAGAAUGAGAAGUUAGAGGAGCAGAUUACCUAUCUCUCCAACUCCUUCCUUUCUUUCAAGAAAUGGGUGGUGCAGGAUCAGCUGGUACUGGCUCUGAAGAUGGAAACAAAACGUCAGCUAGAACUGGCUCCUAGUGAAGCUGUUCCCCACACAGCACUGUAUGUUGGUUCCCGUGACCAGAUGAUACCCCAAACAGACGGCACCAUCAUCCAAGGCAGCCAAGACAGGCCGGUAAGGAAGAGCAGCUUCCGCGUCUGCAAGCCACAGGGCACGUUCCUGUGGCCGAGCAUGGCGUCCGGCACGACCAUCAGCGGGGGCGCCAGCAGCAGCUGCCCGGCCGCCGCCACGCCAGGCCCUGGGAUCCCUCGCAGCACCAGUUGCCCGAGUAGCACCGGGCCGGGGCUCCCACGGUCGUCGCGAGCGCCUGUUGAGUUGGUGGCUGCGGUGUCCGGCCUGGACGAGCAACUGAUGUUUGGCGCCCUCUUCUCUACUCCGCCUUCGGCGUCGUCCACCAACACCGCUGCCGCAGCUGCCAAGCUGCAGCUGUCCAUGCCCAGCCCGAGGUCACCACUGCAGCCGCAAAAGCUGUUUGGCACUGUUACUGCUGCUGCUGCUUCUGGGUUUAGUCCUCAAAAGCUGAUGCAUUUCUCCGGCCUGACUCGACGUCAUGUGGACACCUCGUCGUCACCGUCCGGGGCCUGCGGUUCCAGCCUGCUGGAGGGGAAGAGGGCCAUGUUCGAUGCAGAUGCUGGCGGGAUCAGCGUGGAUCAUCACCACUUCCCCAUCUGCAAGCAAAGCUUUGGAUGUCCGGGUCCCAACCGGCCCAACAACUCUUUUGAUGCUGGAUCGCUCCAAGGCCCAAGCAAAUCCCUGCCUGCUUCAGACCGCUGUCCUGUCCACAACCAUCUCCGUCUUCCUUCCCCACCCAAAGCUCCCCAAGCCCAAACCCUAGACACCACGGCAAUGUCGGCGGCGGAGAGGACCGACGAUGCGUCGGCCUCGGCCUCAGCGGGUGACCCGCGCGGGGUCCGCAACACGUGCAUCCUCGCGCACGUGGACCACGGCAAGACCACGCUGGCGGACCACCUGGUGGCGUCCUGCGGGGACGGGCUCCUCCACCCGAAGCUCGCCGGCCGGCUCCGCUUCAUGGACUACCUCGACGAGGAGCAGCGGCGGGCCAUCACCAUGAAGUCCGCCGCCGUCGCGCUCCGCUCCCGGGCCGGACACCGCGUCAGCCUCAUCGAUUCCCCCGGCCACAUCGACUUCUGCUCCGAGGUCUCCUCCGCCGCGCGCCUCUCGGACUCGGCGCUCAUCCUCGUCGACGCCGUCGAAGGGGUGCACAUCCAGACGCACGCCGCGCUGCGCCAGGCCUUCAUCGAGCGCCUCCGCCCCUGCCUCGUGCUCAACAAGAUCGACCGCCUCAUCACCGAGCUCAGCCUCACCCCCGCCGAGGCCUACGUCCGCCUCCACCGCAUCGUCUCCGACGUCAACUCCAUCUACUCCGCGCUGCGCUCCCACUCCUACUUCUCCCUACUCUCCGCCCUCGAGGACAGCCCCUCCACAAGCUCUUCCUCCUUAGCUGAGGACCUACCGGAGGACUUUGAAGACGACGAUGACAACGAGGACGCCUUCCAGCCCCUCAAGGGCAAUGUCGUCUUCGCCUGUGCACUUGACGGCUGGGGCUUUCGCCCCCAACAGUUCGCCAACCUCUACGCCAGAAAGACCAGAGUCAACCCCUCCGCCUUCCUGAAAGGAUUGUGGGGCCCCAGGUAUCUCGAUAAGAAGACGGGGAAGGUUGUGGGGAAGAAAGCUAUCAAGAGCGCAGACCCACAGCCAAUGUUCGUGGAGUUUGUGUUGAGUGCCCUGUGGAAGAUGUACGAGCUGGUGCUGGAGGGCGGUGGUGAGAGUAAUGCGGUGAAGAAAUUGAUUGAAAACUUUGACUUGAAAAUUCCGGAACGGGAGCUGAAGAACAGAGAUACAAAGGCUGUGCUGCAGUCUGUCAUGAGCCGCUGGCUGCCGCUGGCAGAUGCUGUGAUGGAUAUGGUGGUGGAGUGCACCCCUGAUCCUGUUGCUGCUCAAGGGGUCAGGGUUGCAAGGCUUAUGCCAAAGAGGGAGGUUACUCCAGAAGAUGCUGCUGGUUGCCCUGAUGUUGUUGAGGAGGCCGAGAGGGUGCGGAGGUGUGUCGAGGCCUGUGAUGUGAGUGCUGAUGCGCCAGUCGUAGUUUAUGUGUCAAAGAUGUUUGCUGUGCCAUCUAAGAUGUUGCCAUUGAAGGGAGUGGAUGGUGAACUGUUGAACCACCAUAGUAGUAGUGAGUCAGAGGAGUGCUUUAUGGCAUUUGCAAGGGUCUUCAGUGGUGUCCUUCAUGCAGGGCAGAAGGUAUUUGUGCUGUCGCCAUUGUAUGAUCCAGUGAAAGGGGAUACAGUUCAGAAGCAUGUGCAGGAGGUGGAGCUUCAAUACUUGUAUGAGAUGCUAGGACAAGGCCUGAAGCCAGUUGCCAGUGUGGGUGCGGGGAAUGUGGUUGCAAUCCAGGGCCUUGGGCAGCAUAUAUUGAAGAGUGCCACAUUGUCGUCGACCAAGAAUUGCUGGCCCUUCUCGAGUAUGAUGUUCCAGGCAUCUCCAAUGCUUAAAGUUGCGAUUGAGCCCUCAAAUCCAGCUGAUCUAGGAGCUCUUGUUAAAGGGCUUAGGCUUCUUAACCGGGCAGAUCCAUUUGUCGAGUAUACUGUUUCGCAGAGGGGUGAGCAUGUCCUUGCUGCUGCUGGUGAGAUACAUUUGGAGCGGUGCAUAAAGGAUUUGGAGGAGAGAUUUUCAAAGGUCAAAUUGGUGGUCUCAGACCCCCUAGUUUCCUUCAAAGAGACAAUUGAAGGGGAAGGUGUCAGUUUAGUGGAGAGCUUGAAGAACCCACAGGAGUUUGUUGAGAGGACUACUCCAAAUGGGAGGUGUACUGUGCGAGUUCAGGUCCUGAGGCUUCCCAAUGCUCUGACUAAGGUCCUUGAGGAAAGUGAGCAGUUGCUUGGUCAAAUAAUUGAUGGGAAAACAGCAAAAAGGGAUGGUGUUUUGGAUCCUCGCCUUUCUCAGGAAGAUGGUGAUUCUGCUGCAACUCUCAGACAGCGGAUGAUCGAUGCCAUAGACAGUGAAUUAGACACAAUUUCUAAGCAGGUUGAUAAAGAAAAACUUGACAGGUAUAGAAAGACAUGGCUUGGACACCUUGAAAGAAUCUGGUCACUAGGUCCUUGGCAGGUUGGUCCAAAUAUCCUUCUUCUGCCUGAUUCAAAAUCAAGUGGUGGUACAAUAACUGUCCAGGAUGGAAGGCAAGGUAUACUUGUUAGUGGCAGAGCUCAUGUGUCUGAGAAAUUGGGGUUUGUGAGGGAAGGUGAUACCAAAGAUAAUGAUCUUGACAAUGGUGACGAAUAUGCAGCAGAUGCUCCUGAAUCGUUGCAUAUAGAGUCUACGGCACUAAGGAACAGCAUUGUCUCAGGAUUCCAGAUUGCCACUAAUGCUGGGCCUUUAUGUGAUGAACCUAUGUGGGGUCUUGCGUUUAUUGUUGAGCCUUACAUAUUCGAUGACGGCUCUGAUGCUGCCAACCACUCUGAUCAAUACAAUGUCUUCAGCGGUCAAGUAAUCACUGCGGUUAAAGAAGCAUGCAGAGCAGCUGUUCUUCAGAACAAGCCAAGGCUUGUUGAGGCUAUGUACUUCUGUGAGUUGACCACCCCAACCGAGCAGUUAGGUGCAACUUACGCAGUUCUUGGUAAGAGGAGAGCAAGGGUUCUGAAAGAAGAGAUGCAAGAAGGAACCUCAUUAUUUACAGUGCAUGCUUACCUGCCAGUCGCUGAGAGCAUUGGGUUUUCGAAUCAACUUAGGAGUUUAACUGCAGGUGCAGUUAGUGCUCUCCUCGUUCUUAGCCACUGGGAAGCUAUUCCUGAGGACCCCUUCUUUGUCCCAAAGACACAGGAUGAGCUUGAAGAAUUUGGAGAUGGUUCAAGCAUUGGGCCAAACCUGGCUAAAAAGCUCAUGAAUUCUGUUAGACGAAGGAAAGGACUGCAUGUGGAAGAGAAAGUUGUGGAGCAUGGCACAAAACAGCGGACUCUUGCUAAAAAGGUAUAGUUGUGUCCCAAAUCCAGGUGGUAGGAAAACUGUAUCUUUGUCCAAGAUUUUGUCCUGGUAUACUGAAAUAUAAUCAAAACUUUUAUGCAGUGAAAUAGUUUUCAUUCAUACGACAUUGUUGUUUGAGAGUUGAGAUGGGAUUUGUAUGGUGUUGGGUCUUAUUCUAUGAUAUAUUAGAAAGAUCACAGUUUUUUGUGCAUUUCCUUGGAGGAAAACAGGGACGAUUUACCAAAAUAUGCCCUUCAUGAUAGGUAUUUUCUGGACCUUUGUUUCCUGCAGUAGCAAUGAAAUAGCAUAGCAUGCCCUUUUGUCAUGGGAGCAAACUGUGUAACUUUGGGUAAUGGUGACAACACUAUAUUUUCAUU
Molecule: messenger RNA, 6394 nt
Organism: Sorghum bicolor (sorghum)
Lineage: Eukaryota; Viridiplantae; Streptophyta; Magnoliopsida; Poales; Poaceae
Exons: 13
Coding region: 336-6029 (1897 amino acids)
Biological process (GO): cytosolic ribosome assembly
Cellular component (GO): ribonucleoprotein complex; cytosol
Molecular function (GO): GTP binding; ribosome binding; GTPase activity
Source: RefSeq, a predicted model, not a curated record